Molecule: messenger RNA, 1858 nt
Organism: Ilyonectria robusta
Lineage: Eukaryota; Fungi; Ascomycota; Sordariomycetes; Hypocreales; Nectriaceae
Product: SGS domain-containing protein
Exons: 2
Coding region: 253-1680 (475 amino acids)
Biological process (GO): protein stabilization
Molecular function (GO): protein-folding chaperone binding
Source: RefSeq, a predicted model, not a curated record
UGUAUCUUGAAAUUCUUGGUGAGAGGGUAAUGUUUAUCAGGUACGCUGAGCUUUACAUGUACCCAGUGUGACAAUUACCCCACCACCUUCAGGCAGCUGUCGCCCCACUACAGCUUCCAGAACCAACCAUUAUCACCAUCAAGCAAACAAAGCCAACAUUUCCCAAGCCACAAAGGUCGGGAAUUUCUCUUCUCUGGCCUCCCACAAGGCUGCACCUGAAAAUACCUCAGUUUCUCUUACGCAUCCUCAACCAUGUCGCACAUCACCCAGGCCGAGCUCGGUCUCGCCGCCGCCGAGGCGAGAAAGUGGGAUGAGGCCGUCGACAAGCUCUCGGUCGCCCUGAAGGUCUCCCCGAACCCAGCCUGGCUCGUCGCCCGUUCCAAGGCCCUCAUCGGCCUCCGUCGAUUCCAGGAGGCCCUUGAUGAUGCCAACCUCGCCUGGCACACCGCCUACGACCGCAACAAGCGACCGCUCCUCGUUGAGGCCCACUACCGCCGCGCCGUCGCCUACCUCCGCCUGGGCCAGUAUGCCAACGCCGACGCCUGCUGCGUGUAUUCGAUGCGGUUGAUUAAGGGUUUCCCCGCCGUCGAGAAGGAGGACCCGGCGAAGAAGUUCACCGACGAGAACGGCUUCUACACGGUGACUUUGGAGGACGCCAAGGUCGAGGCCCAGAACGAUGACAUCAACAAGAACAAGGGCGACAUGAGCAAGGCUUUGGACCAGAGUGGCCCGCCCCAGGCAAAGGAAUGGCGUACAGCCAGCACCCUGCGGAUGCAGAUCCUGUUUCCCAUGGAGAAGCUCCCCAAGGACGACCCUGCGCGGAAGCUUACUAUUGGCCUGAAGCCCGAGCAGAAGGACCUUGCUGAUCUCGCCACGAAGAAGCCCGAAGCCCCCAAACCCACAACGGCACCUACACAGGCACCAACGAAGCCCGUGGUUCCCAGCAAUGCACCACUUCGACUCCAGGAGUUCCAGAGCCCUGCGACCAUGUCCGUUUCCAUCUUCUCCAAGGGUGUCAACAAGGAGAAGCUGCAGGUCCAGUACCUCCCUUUCGCCGUCGUUCUUGACUCGGUCAUCUAUCCCAACGGCGACGAGAAGUCAUUCCGACUUGACCUCUGGGGCGAGAUUGACCCCGAAGCUUCCAAGCACACCGUCACGCCCAACAAGGUCGAGCUCAGCCUCAAGAAGAAGACCCCUGGCAAGUGGCCUCAGCUCAAGGGUGAGGUCAAGGAGGAGCCUGCUGAUGCUGAUGCGGCAAAGGAACAAGCCGAGCUGGACGUUCUCAAGGAGGCUAGAAAGAAGGCGAUGCAAGCAUCCGAAGAUGAGACCAAGGCCGCUGCCGCAGAACCAAGUGUUCCCUCAUCUACCGAAGCCAAGGGAAAAGCUCCCGCGGAACCCACCGAACCCUCCAAACCUGCUGGCCUUUCGUACCCAACCUCAUCCCGCACCGGCGCCAAGAACUGGGACAAGUUUGGAGAGGACGAGGAUGAUGACGACGGCAAAGACGUCAACCAGUUCUUCAAGAAGCUUUUCAAGGGUGCCACCCCUGAACAGCAGCGGGCCAUGAUGAAGAGUUUCACAGAGAGCAAUGGCACCAGCCUCAGCACCGACUGGAACGACGUCAAGGACCGUACCGUGGAGACGGUGCCCCCGGAUGGCGCCGUGGUCAAGAAGUUCUAAACACGACAAAAGAUGAAAUGAUUUACGAUACACCAUCUCUAGGUGUUACUUUAUGAUGUGCGUAUCUAGUUGAGGGAAAUGAACUGGCGUAACAGGGCAAGGGGGAUAUCAGGAAAACACCAAGUUGAUUUUUUAUCAUUGCAAGCUGUAGUAACCAAUCUACACCAUUCUCGCUAUG